AUGGAACAAAAGGAAGCAUUGGAACGUCAGAACGAAGAUCUUCAAAAUGUUUUAAAAGUUUGUAUAGAAACUAUAUUACAAGCUAAAGACACAAAUGCUAGCAAACUGCUUAAUUUGCAAGUACGACAAGUACGAAGAAGCCCGAGUCCGUCUCCACCUCGCGCUACGAGUAGUAAUUUAGACGGAUCCACAUCCAGCAUAUUACAGGACUUGAAAACAGACCUAAAUAACCUGCUCAGCAAAUACCAUGGAGCAAAAAACAACUUGACAGAAUCUGACAGACUACUAUAUGAUACGCUUAUGGCAAGCAAUAUUGUUCCACCGCCACCUCACGAUGCCACGAAUAGUAGCUGCAGCUCGGCAGAAGCUCAAGACAGGCUGUAUUAUCCCCAUCUAGUAAGAAGUCAGAUUGCUCCAUCUCAACCUCACGGUAUCAUCGCUAUUAGAGACAGAAGCAACUCGACAGAAGUUGAAGUUAAUAACCUCAUUCGGGAAGGUAACAGAGAGACAACACAAGGGUUUGAUCUAUUUCAUCCAAUCUACAACCGUAGAAAAUCCAAUGUGGAUCCAAUUCAAGAAAUAAGAGAAGAUCCCAUGCAUCGUAGCACCCCGUUGCCCACAAAUGACGCCUGUGCACAAGAAAACAAUAAUCUGCUAUUACAGCAAAUUUCAGAAAUCGAAUUGGAUAUCAAGAGCGCUCAUAGCCAAUUUCAGAACGCGUUGGAAACGUUUGUAAAUAAAGCUAAAAAGUCAUCAAAUUUAACCUCACCUGAAAGUGAACUAUCAGUAACAACUGGUGAACAUUCUCCAAAACAUUAUCAUAAUAAUUUUGAACGUAGUCCCGAAACGACUACAAGUAUAUUUAAUCAAGCAGGACCGUCUCGAAUAGCGGAAAGAAAUCCUGUGGCUCAAAUCCAGAAUACCUCUACAAGGACUAAAGCUAAUGCCCUAAGAAGUUCUGGUGCAACACGACAUCGUAAAAGCCCAGCGCAACAAGCAGGUCCGUCUCGAAUUGUGGAAGAAUAUCCUGUAGCUCAAAUUCAGAACACCUCUACGAGAACUAAAGCUAAUGUCCUAAGAAAUUCUGGUGCAACACGACAUCGUAAAAGCCCCACGCAACAAGCAGGACCGCUUCGAAUUGUGGAAGAAUAUCCUGUAGCUCAAAUCCAAGACACCUCUACGAGGACUAAAGCUAAUGUCCUAAGAAAUUUUGACCUAUUUGAAGAUCCUAAAAGGACCGUGCAACAAGCAGGCCCGUCUCGAAUAGUGGAAGAAAAUCCUGUAGCUCAAAUACAGGAUACCACUGUGAGAACUAAAGCUAAUGUCCUAAGAAAUUCUGGUCCAAUUCAAGAUCGUAAAAGGCCCGCGCAUCAAGUAGGACCGUCUCGAAUAGUAGAAGAAAAUCCUGUAGCUCAAAUUCGGGAUACCUCUACGAGAUCUAUAGCCGAUGUCCUAAGAAAUUCUAGCCCGAUUCGAGAUCGUAAAAGGCCCGCGCAACAAGCAGGACCGUCUCAAAUAGUGGAAGAAAAUCCUGUAGUUCAAAUUCAGGAUACUUCUACGAGAACUACAGCCGAUUUCCUGAGAAAUUCUGGACCAGGUCGAGAUCGUAAAAGGCCUUCUCAAGAAGCAGAACCGUCUCUAAAAGUAGUGGAAAAAAAUGCUUUAGAUCAAAUUCAUAAUGCCCUUUCAAAAAUUAAAGUUAAUGUCCUAAGAAAUUAUGGCCUCACUGAAGGUCCCAAAAGGACCGUGCAACAAACAGGACCUUCUCAUAUAGGUGAAGAAAAUCCUAUAGCUCAAAUUCAGGAUACCUCUACGAGAACUACAGAUAAUGUCCAAAGAAAUUAUGGCCUGAUUCCUAAAUGGCCCGUGCAACAAGCAGGACCAUCUCGAAUAGUUGAAAGAAAUGAUGUGGCUGAAAUUUCCAAUACCCCUACGAAAAUUACAACUAACGUCUUAACAAAAUCCGCGCAAACAAGAAACAUUGGAGAUCUACAAACACAAGAUACUGAUAUGGUGGCAAUUGGUAACGGUAAUGCUAAAGUGCCUAAAAGAGUACUCGACAGUAUUGACUGGACCCUGCACACAACAGCUACAAGGCAGCUGCUCCAAGCAGUGUUCCCUAGAAGUGUAUUGGCGACGCACUCUUUAACCGGCAAACAGUCACCAGCGUUUAUGAAUCGUCCAGCAAAGAAAAUUUUGGAUCCCAAACUCGUCGAAGACAUCGUGAAGAUAGUUUCAACGCGAUGUAGUGUACCAAAAAGUCUAGUCAGAAAUAGUAUAACUAUCAAAUGCACCGAUGAGGCAAAAUUGUACAGAAACCGGCAAUUGCAAGCCCAAAAACGGAAAAAGCCCCACAAUGAUGAAAAUAGACCACCUUCAUCCCCAUCGUCUAAAGAUUCUCAAGACAAAAACUAA
Molecule: messenger RNA, 2415 nt
Organism: Arctia plantaginis
Lineage: Eukaryota; Metazoa; Arthropoda; Insecta; Lepidoptera; Erebidae
Source: the annotation of a GenBank genome assembly